Messenger RNA from Juglans microcarpa x Juglans regia, 1617 nucleotides. RefSeq names its product telomere repeat-binding factor 1. NCBI's taxonomy places the organism in Eukaryota, Viridiplantae, Streptophyta, Magnoliopsida, Fagales, Juglandaceae. Gene Ontology annotation, biological process: nucleosome assembly. The record is from RefSeq and is a predicted model, not a curated record. Bases 285 to 1187 code for a protein of 300 amino acids. Gene Ontology annotation, molecular function: double-stranded telomeric DNA binding. The transcript is spliced from 7 exons. Gene Ontology annotation, cellular component: nucleosome.
AAAGAAAAAAUGAAAAACCAAGAAAGACCGCGAUAGAGAAAAAAAAGUCAACGACUCAUCAUCCUUUCCUAAAGUUGCCGUGUUGUUUAGGAGGGGUAGCCGUGCCCUAAUUAUCUCCCGUUCGCAACGGAAUUACAAAUCCCAGACCCCAAAAACGAACGCACACAGCAUUUAGAACCGAAACAAACUAUAAACGGGAAAUAGGUACAAAUAAUCGUUGUUAUUUACAUUGCCUAAUCCUACAUCGUCCGAUUCUUUAGGGGCACAUAUUUGUGCUACUCUUGAUGGGUGCUCCUAAGCAGAAAUGGACCCAAGAAGAGGAAGCAGCACUUAAAGCUGGGGUUAUUAAGCAUGGAGCUGGAAAAUGGCGCACGAUACUCAAAGAUCCAGAAUUUAGUGGUGUCUUGUAUCUGCGUUCAAAUGUAGAUCUCAAGGACAAGUGGAGAAAUAUGAGUGUAAUGGCGAAUGGAUGGGGCUCCAGAGAUAAGGCAAGGUUAGCUGUAAAAAAGGUGCCACAGGUCCCUAAGCAGGAUGAGAACUCCAUAGCUCUCAGUACUGUUGUUCAUAGCGAUGAAGAUAUUGUGGAUGCCAAGCCUCUUGUAGAUUCUAAUGAUACACCGAAGGUUCCCAUUCCAAAGAGAUCUAUUGUAAGGUUGGACAAUCUUAUAUUUGAGGCUAUAGUCAGUUUGAAGGAGCCGGGUGGUUCUAAUAAGACAACUAUUGCUACAUACAUUGAGGAACAAUAUUGGGCACCUACAGACUUUAAGAGGUUGUUGUCAGCAAAAUUAAAGUAUUUGACAGCAAAUGGAAAACUGAUUAAGGUUAAACGCAAGUAUAGGAUUGCACCUACUCCAGCAUUUCCAGAUAGAAGAAGAAAUGCUUCCAUGAUACUCUUGGAUGGAAGGCAGAGGGUUUUUCCAAAAGUUGAAAAGGAUGAUACUCGUAUGCUUACAAAAUCCCAGAUUGAUUUAGAGUUAGAAAAGAUGAGGAAUAUGACUCCACAAGAGGCUGCUGCAGCUGCUGCUCAAGCAGUUGAUGAGGCAGAAGCUGCUAUAGCAGAAGCCGAAGAGGCUGCAAGAGAGGCUGAGGCAGCAGAAGCUGAUGCAGAAGUGGCACAAGCUUUUGCAGCAGCGGCAGUGAAAACUUUGAAAGGAAGAAGCAACCCGAAAAUGAUGAUCCGAGCUUGACCCAAAUUAAUAACUUCGCAAAAUGGCCAGCAAGGAGUAAUGAACUGGAGCAUAUAUCUGAUCCACAAGAAAGAGUCAGAGUUCAUUUUGUUCGGGAGCUAGAUGCAAUGUUUGUCUUGUGCUGACAAGCCCGGAGGUGCCUGUAUUUGUAAAUAUGUGAAGGCGAUUCCUUGGCCGGCCUAAGCUGGAUUUACCUUGUCAGGAAAUCCUGUUCAUCCAGUACCUUUUCUUUUGCAGAUUUGUGUUUAUAUUUUCCGAAAAUGCUGGUUCUUGGCCAAUAUUUUGCCACCUUUUUUGAACUUAGAAAUUGCAGCUAAACGUAGAAACUAGAGUGCAUAAAGAAAUAGAAAGAGAUGGAUUUUCUUCUGAUAGAGUUCUGUUUUAGGACAUCUGAUUUAAAUGGUCUUUAAAUUGCCAGAUUAUUUAUGUC